This is a messenger RNA of Stegastes partitus (bicolor damselfish), 1362 nucleotides long. It is a transcript of the gene hoxb13a, whose product is annotated as homeobox B13a. Gene Ontology annotation, biological process: regulation of DNA-templated transcription. The coding region runs from base 1 to 975 and encodes 324 amino acids. The transcript is spliced from 2 exons. Gene Ontology annotation, molecular function: DNA-binding transcription factor activity, RNA polymerase II-specific; DNA binding. NCBI's taxonomy places the organism in Eukaryota, Metazoa, Chordata, Actinopteri, Pomacentridae. The record is from RefSeq and is a predicted model, not a curated record.
AUGACAGCCUCUCUGGUCCUAAACCCUCGCUGGCCAGCGGAAACGGUAAUGUUUGUGUAUGACAACAACCUGGACGAUCUGAACAAGAACAUGGAGGGGCUGGUGGGAAGCGGCAACUUCGCUGCCGCCACUGCGGCGAGUCAGUGCCGCAACAUCAUGGCGCACUCGGCGGCUGCCGCUGCUCUUGGUGGUCACCCGUCCGGGCUGGUGCACUCUUCAGCUGGCUACUCCACUGUGGACGUGUCCGCUUCAGGUUCCAGUGACACGGCCGCGUCUUCGGGGAAGCAGUGCGCGGCAGGACCGUGUCCGGCGGCUGCCGUGCCGCACCAGAGCUCCUCCGCCGCCACCGCGUUGCCCUACAGCUACUUUGGUAACGGUUACUACCCGUGCAGGAUGGGUCGGGGUUCUCUCAAGUCGUGCACCCAGGCGGCCGGAGCCGCGCUCAGCUCGCAGUAUAUGGACACGACGGUGAGUUCUGACGAAUAUCCGAACCACCGGGCCAAGGAGUUCGCCUUUUACCACGGCUACCCCAGCCCGUACCAGUCGAUGGCCAGCUACCUGGAUGUGUCGGUGGUCCAAACGCUGGGCACCGGGGAGCCGCGCCACGACACUCUGCUCCCCAUGGACAGCUACCAGCCCUGGGCUCUGACCAACGGCUGGGGGGGACAGAUGUACUGCUCCAAGGACCAGGGCCAGGCCGGACACCUCUGGAAAUCCGCUCUGGCAGAUGUGGUGGCGCACCAGCACGACGGCUCGCCUUUCCGCCGCGGCAGGAAGAAGCGGAUACCGUACACCAAGGUCCAGCUGAAAGAGCUGGAGAAGGAGUACGCCGCCAACAAGUUCAUCACCAAGGACAAGAGGAGGAAGAUCUCGGCCGUGACCAACCUGUCGGAGCGUCAGAUCACCAUCUGGUUCCAGAACCGGAGGGUGAAGGAGAAGAAGUUCGUGGCCAAAGUGAAGAGCAGCGUACCGUAGCAUGCCGGUCCCUGCUGUGUGGACGUUUCACUGACUGGACUUCUUGGUGUAUUUGCCGUGUUUGUACGUUAAACUGAACUGAGCGGUACUCCUGACGGACUGUGUGCGUCAACAAACGGAACAAAACGAAGACUGAUGAAGGAAAAUAAGACUAAAGAAAAGAACCAAAGCCCUCUGCUGAGCUGCUGCCCAGAGGGUUGUGUACAUACAGCACCUUCCUGCCUGCUUCAUGUAACUGUCUGUCCACUGUGUGUCUGACUGUGUCCGUGUCGUCCGUGCUCAGCAGCCUGUAGCCGCAGCACACUAUACUCUGUCCAUCCUGUUUAUAUCGCCUGUAAACCAGUACUCACAUAUAGCGCAACACUUAAUAAAUUCUUUUAAUCCUGA